UCAGUCCUCUCCGGUCGAAUUGGAAGCCGCCAUUCCCGUUGUGUUUUCCCAGCUGUUGUUGUGGACCCCGCGUUCGGGUCGGUCUGCAUGUGCGCUAUCCGUUGUUGACGCCAGCCAUUCUUCAUCGGGCUUGUCAUCUGUCCAGGCUCCGAAUUUUUCAGUGUGUGAGGAGGACAGGAGAAAGGGGAGGAGGAGGCACAGAGGGAGGGUAUGUUGUCUGCAACUUGGAGAGUGUUUCACCACCUCCAGAGGCUUCGACAACGCUGAGAGGGAGAAGGACAAGGUAAUUGCGGAACAGAGCCGUCCAGGUCGAGGAGGAGAAAGGGUUACGUCGACAUCCCACGAUCUCCUUCCUACCUCUGCGCUCGCAUCAAAGUUUGAUGACGAGAUGCAGACUGCCUGGAUGACUGGAGUAUGGUGUACGGCCGUGAGAGGAUCGGCGAGCACAGCUGCUGCUCUGGAUUUUCCUUCGACUCUUGCGUCUCCCUGUUGAACAACAGGCCACCUUCCUUCAGCCAUGUAGCAGCAACAAGCCCUCAGGAGAAUGUGUGAGGCCGGGUCUGACAGGAAAGGUCCCCUAUAAGAAGAAACCAGCCAAGAAGGAUUGCGGCAAGAAAAUACCAUGCAAACACAGGGCGAGAAGGAAGCGCCUGGAUGAUCUGGACAUCAGAGAGAAAGCUCUGGACAAGGAAGCUCGGGACAAUAAAGUGCACACGAGAAAAGAAAGUACCUGACAAUAUAGCAUCUUUCAAAGAGCUCGCAGCGGGCAAUAAUGCGCCUGACAGGAAAGCAUCUGACAAGACAGGGGCCCCUGACAAGGUCCCUCUCUUCUAGAAUGAGGAACUGUGCUGUCCUUCCCGGUCUUCAGUGAAACAAGAGGCAAAGGAAAUCUUGUUGAGUUUUCUGUGGGUUGGAGACUAACCUCCAUUAUUCUGUCUAUCUGCGGAGGCAAAGGAGAACAAGAUAAGCAAAAGUAAGGACAGGACGAGAGGGUUUCAGCUACACACAUCUAAGUACAAAGUGUGUCUUGUGAAUUGGUAAGGCAAUGCAUUGUGGGGCAAGCGAGAGGUGACGUGAGGGCAAAAGAGCGAAAGGACAAGGACAAAAUUGCAGAAGGGCAAACAGGUAGGGACAGCUUUAGAGGGGAGAAUGGGAGAAUGUGCGAUAGUGUACAUGGGCAAUGUGUGGCAAAUCCAUGGCGCGUUGGAUGCAGGGAUGACUGGAAAGGGAACUAGGAGAGGGUAAACAGAAAGUGGACACCGUGAGUGAACGGGCAACACAAGCGAAGAGUAGUAAGAUCGAGGUAAAGAACGGCUGCAGGUGCACUGAUACUCGUGGGCAAUUAAGCAAGCUAGGGCUUGGGUAAGAAGAGGCACCAGUGAAUUCUUGUGGUCUCCUCCCAUUCACCACCCACCCACAGUCUUCGCUUUGUGCGGUAAUUUUUCUUCUCCCCUAGCUGAACGGCCACAAUGGCACAGGUGGGCUGCUGCUUCUCUCUUUCCUGUUCUGAUGUGUCCCAAAGAGCUCUAACACAUGUCUUAUGCUUGGAGCCCCAUCAAAAGCAACAUCGGCAGAAACAACUGAGGGGAGAAGGGAAACACUACUACCAACAAACAAUGGUCGCGGUUGGAGCGGCUUCUUCAAAAGAGAUUGGAGUUCUUGCCAGGACUAAGAUGCCGCUUGCUGAUCCGAUCGACAGUCUGGGAAGGUGGAGCAGUAGCAGGUGCUCCUUGCGGGUGCCGCCAUCAUCAAAAGAGGGCCGUUCGAUAUCGAAUUGUCGAUGCGGAGGAGGUGAGCAAGCAAUGUGUGUGCAAACCGACUCAUUGGCAAUAGCUGUGCAAACAUUGUCUCUCAAGGGUGGUGGCAGGGGCAGGGGUGUUCUGCCAGAUCGGGCACAGGGAGCAGGGAUUCCCGCCCGUGCUGGAUGUAGGAAGGUUUUGCCUUUUCGGAGAGGUCUGAGUAGUGAAGUUGUGCAUUCUUGUCUGGCCAAUGUUUGGGAGUAUGGUGACCGCAAAGCAGGUCUUCGCUGUGGUGUUGUAGGCACUUGUGGUACCGGCUUGUGUCAACGUAGAGGAAGACGAGGUGUUUGGUUGAUGAAUGGGAUAGGACUGAGGAAGCUUGUGCGGUCUGGUAAAAGACGCAGUCUUGUAUGCCGUGCAAGUGACUCAGAGUCUCCUUCUCCUCCCGACGACUCAGCAAGUAACAAUGGAAGUCCUGCCAAUCCUCCGGCAGCCCCAGGGAAUCCUUCGGCUGCUUCUGAGCAGAAGAUUAACUUCAAAAGCAGGAGGGAGAUGCUUCUAGAAUAUGUCAAGACCGUCCAGCCAGAGUUCAUGGAUCGUUUCAUAAAGCACGCUCCUGAGCAAGUUGUGGACGCGAUGAGGCAGACUGUGACCAAUAUGCUCGGCACUCUUCCGCCACAGUUCUUCGAAGUGACGGUCUCCACGGUCGGCGAAAACCUCGCCCAGUUAAUGUACAGUGUGAUGAUGACUGGGUAUAUGUUCCGCAAUGCAGAGUAUAGAAUGGAGCUGCAGCAAUCUCUGGCAAUGACCGCAUUGCCUGAUCCAGACAGGGGCUCUCGGUUGAGAGGCUUGCAGUACGAACCAGGGGUGCAGAAAUCGAAUGUCAAAGGAGAAGUGCUGAGAUGGCACAAGACAGAUGGACUGGAGAGCAUGGACGUUGUAGAAUACAUUGAGCUGUUAGAGUCAGAGAUUGAUGAGCUCGCAAAGCAAGUUGAAGAAAGCAAGAAGGCGACAGACGGGAAAAACAGCUUGCUCGAGUACUUGAAAUCAUUGCAGCCACAGAACUUUAAGGACCUCACUAGCAGCGCGGGGGAAGAUGCACUCGAAGCCAUGAAUGCAUUCAUCCAGAGACUUCUGGGCGUCUCCGACCCCACAACACUGAAGACAACUGUAUCAGAAACCACGGCCAGUGAGCUUGGAAAGCUCUUGUACUGGCUGAUGGUGGUCGGGUACAGUAUUCGAAACAUCGAAGUGCGAUUCGACAUGGAGAGAGUGCUGGGGAUGCCAGUAUCACCACUUGCAGAACUUCCGCCUGGAGAGUUUUGAAGUCCAUCGUCUAGCGCACACAUGUUCCUUCUGUCUCCUGUCUUUUCUCCAAAGCACCUCCCGUUCUUGUUUCUUUGUUAUCCUUCUUGCAGUCCACAAUUCCUUUUGUCUUUGAUCUUCGGCAAUCUUCUUCGCAGCUUUUUUGCAAAGCACUGAUCCCUUUCGUGGUCCAUAAAUCCUUAGCCGUUGACCUUCUACAAUCUUCUUGGCAACGUAUCCGCGACAGCAAGUUGGUACGACUUGCUUGCAGAUUGGCAAAGUCUCAAACCGCCUCUACCUCCUUGAAAAUCAUGGCCAAUCCUGGCAUACAGGAAGAAAGAACUGUGGCCAUUGGAUCGUCAAUCCAAUGGACUAGCUGAAGAAGGGGGGUAGGGUGAGCCUCUUCCUGGGAACAAUUGGGGGGGUUCUGAAAGGUACUUCUGGUCGAAUCACUCGCAGGGAAGUGGAUGGGGAUGACUGCCAGACGAGAUGUAAAUGCUUUCAACUCUGAUGUACCUUGUGCUGUCGUGUGUGGCAGAAGAAAUAAAAUUGCUCUUAGUUUCUGACACCAGUUUUUAUGCUUUGCAUUUUAACAUUUUGCAGGUUAGCAUUCAGCUUUUUUGACGUUUUCCCCUUCCCUAGUGUAGUCUUUAUAUUCUAAUCACUUGCAGAGUGACAGUUCCUCUACUAGCCUGUAGAGGGUAGCCGUAGCGUGCACACCCACACUAGAUAGAGAACCCUAACUUCGAAGGGCACCUGCACUAGAACUUUACAGGAUGUAACUGGCUGCAAUCGAAGCCAGGUGAAGGUAAAAGAGUCCUACUGUGUGUAGCCUGAGCAGUGCCGAAGGUCAAAUUUCCAGAUCUGAGUAGUCUGAGUUUGUGGCUGUCUGUGAGGAGCUGCUACUUGUUUAGAGAUCCCCUGAUGAGGCAGUGGUUUGCUCAGAUGAACAGACAAAUAGAUCAUGUGGUCUAUUCUCUCCCUAGCUAGCAAUUGUGCUUGAAAAGGGUCUUACAAAGCAAGGAGCGAAUUGCAUCAGCCUUUGAUGGUUUCCAUGCCAUCUCAUGCCACACCGGUGUGCAUGGAGAGAAUUGACUUUGCUGACAAGCCUGCUUGUCCUUGAAGUGUCCCUGAAGUUGGCUGAAGCCUCUUUUUUCUGUGGAGGAUUUCUUCUCAUGCUGUGUUCAAAAUGAACUGGUGCAGUGCUC
Messenger RNA from Chara braunii, 4252 nucleotides. The record is from the annotation of a GenBank genome assembly. Lineage: Eukaryota; Viridiplantae; Streptophyta; Charophyceae; Charales; Characeae.